Messenger RNA from Parnassius mnemosyne (clouded apollo), 531 nucleotides. The record is from the annotation of a GenBank genome assembly. Lineage: Eukaryota; Metazoa; Arthropoda; Insecta; Lepidoptera; Papilionidae.
AUGAGUUCCAUUGUAGCAUAUUCAGAAAAAGACCAAGAGAUUUACAAAGUGAAAAAAGGUGUCUAUCAGAACGACUGGGACGAUUCGAUUAAGAGUUACAAAUUUUUUGAAAACGAGUUGUGUUUCCAUGAUAGCAUUCUAGUUCGUGGAAAUAAAAUUGUAAUACCACAGCAACUCUGCGAGAGUGUAUUAGAUGCUGCAUACGAGGGUCAUCCAGGUAUCGUAGCGAUGAAAGGACGCUUGAGAUCAAAGGUAUGGUGGCCCCGUAUCGAUAAAGACGUAGAACAAUUAGUAAAGGCCUGUAAAGGUUUUACGUUAGUGGGUUUGCCAAACCCAACUGCACCAAUGAAGAGACGAGAGUUGCCUGCAGCUCCAUGGAUAGAUGUCACAAUGGAUCUAAUGGAAACAUUGCCAAGUAACGAGUAUCUGUUAGUAGUGGUCGACUACUUUAGUCGAUACAAAGAAGUAAACAAUUACAAAAACAUCACAAGUUUACAGAUUAUUAAAAUGGUAAAAGAAAUGUUCAGUUGA